GUGGAGGAACUGUCUCCUUUUGUCCAGUCUCUCGCGAAGUGCCCCAAACACGGCCUCCACAAUCCUUUGAAAAAUCCCAGCCGCUAUUUGCUGUACGGCCGCAUCUGUGCUGCUGCUGCAGCGGCACUGCAGCAGCAGCAAGUCUUCAGCUUCUUCACCAAGUGCAUCCAGCUCACUAUGCCCAAGUCCCAGCAACAAGCUGAGGGGGAAGUGAAGGUGCUGCGGUCCUUCUUUGAAAACUUCAGCGGAGACAAUGUCAGGUUCGCCUUGAAGGGACACUUCGUAGCUGGAGACCGUGAAGGGCAGCAGACACAGUCCUACAGAUGGCCUUACGGGCCUGUGGCCAUAAUUUCCCCUUUCAAUUUCCCGCUGGAGAUUCCUGUCAUGCAGAUGAUGGGCGCUCUCUUUGCUGGGAACAAGCCCGUGGUGAAGGCCGAGUCCAGACAGGGACUGCCUUUGGAGCAAUUCUUCCGGUUUUUGCACUACUGCGGCAUGCCGUUGGAAGACGCGGACUUAAUCAGCGCGAGGGGCCCUGUGAUGUCGGAGCUUUUGCGGCGAAGCCCCAUCAGGCUUCUCCAGUUCACAGGCAGCACCUCGGUGGCGCGGGAGCUGUCGCUGCUGCUGCAGGGCCGCGUGCGAAUAGAAGACGGGGGUUUUAAUUUUAAGGUUUUGGGAAAAGACAUAAACCCUAGCGAGCAGCAAACCCUCGCCUACGUGGCUUGGCAGGCCGACGAGGACGCCUACGCGCUCUCCGGGCAAAAGUGCUCAGCACAGUCGCUGCUGUUCGUGCACCGCAACUGGGUUGCUGCGGGGCUGCUUGAGCUUCUUGCUGCUGCUGCUGCUCGCCGUUCUCUCCAGACCCUCACAAUUUGCCCCUUGUUGUCUCUAAACAACCAGCAAAUGCACCGCCACGUGCAGGCGCUGCUGUCCCUGAAGGGCGCCUGCUUGCUAUUCGGCGGCUACCCGCUGCAGCAGCAGCAGCAGCAGCAGCAGCAGCACUCAGUGCCCCCGCAGUUCGGGCUCUACGCCCCCACUGCCGUUUUGCUGCCGCUGCAAACCCUCGCCUUCGACGCCGCGGCCCGGAAAGUGGCACUUCAGGAGGUUUUUGGGCCACUACAG
Molecule: messenger RNA, 1119 nt
Organism: Eimeria tenella
Lineage: Eukaryota; Apicomplexa; Conoidasida; Eucoccidiorida; Eimeriidae
Product: aldehyde dehydrogenase, putative
Exons: 8
Molecular function (GO): aldehyde dehydrogenase (NAD+) activity
Source: RefSeq, a predicted model, not a curated record